Messenger RNA from Coregonus clupeaformis (lake whitefish), 1655 nucleotides. RefSeq names its product peptidyl-prolyl cis-trans isomerase D-like. The transcript is spliced from 10 exons. Gene Ontology annotation, molecular function: peptidyl-prolyl cis-trans isomerase activity; protein binding. The record is from RefSeq and is a predicted model, not a curated record. NCBI's taxonomy places the organism in Eukaryota, Metazoa, Chordata, Actinopteri, Salmoniformes, Salmonidae. Gene Ontology annotation, biological process: protein folding; protein peptidyl-prolyl isomerization. The coding region runs from base 85 to 1200 and encodes 371 amino acids.
AAGUAAAAUAUCCGCGAUUGAAGCUCGCAGUCAACCGGGAGUACCUUGGAAGUAGCUAACAUUUAGGAUUGUACAAUUUUUGAAAUGUCUAACGCAACAACAGUGACCAAGCCUUCAAACAAAGAAAACCCCCGUGUCUUCUUUGAUAUAGACAUUGGUGGUGAAAGAGUUGGCCGAAUGGUGUUCGAACUGUUUGCUGAUGUUGUCCCCAAAACUGCUGAAAACUUUCGAGCACUCUGUACUGGUGAGAAGGGAACUGGCAAAACCACAGGGAAACCACUCCAUUUCAAAGGAUGUCCAUUCCACAGGAUCAUCAAGCAAUUCAUGAUCCAGGGAGGCGAUUUCUCCAACCAGAAUGGCACUGGAGGAGAGAGCAUCUAUGGGGAGAAGUUUGAAGAUGAGAACUUCCAUUACAAGCACGACAAAGAGGGCUUGCUGAGUAUGGCCAAUUCUGGACCCGCCACCAAUGGCUCCCAGUUUUUUAUCACCACUGUGCCUACUGCUCAUCUAGAUGGCAAACACGUGGUCUUUGGACAAGUCUUGAAGGGGAUGGGGCUGGUGAAAACACUGGAGGCCAUAGAGACCAACGAGGACACACCUGUCAAGCUGUGUGUAAUUGCUGAGUGUGGUGAGCAUAAAGAUGGGGAGGACUGGGCAAUAGCACUGAAUGACGGCUCAGGGGACACCCAUCCAGACUACCCAGAGGACUCCAACGUCGACUUAAAAGAUGUUGACAAAGUCCUGUCUGUUGCUGAAGAUAUUAAGAAUAUUGGGAACAACUUCUUCAAGAACCAAGACUGGCAGUCUGCAAUCAAGAAGUACUCCAAAGCUCUCAGGUAUCUGGCGGUUGGCGGAGACGAGCAGGCGAUUGAGAAGGCCCAGGCGAAGCUGGAGCCCACAGCAGUGAGCUGCAUUCUCAACACAGCUGCCUGUAAACUGAAGAUGCAGCUCUGGCAGGAAGCCAUGGACAGCUGCGACGAGGCACUGAAGUUGAACCAGAAAAACACUAAGGCUCUGUUCAGGAGGGCCCAGGCCUGGCAGGGACUGAAGGAGUACAGUAAAGCCAUGAGUGAUCUGAAGAAAGCUCAAGAAAUUGCACCAGAGGAUAAAGCGAUCGAAAACGAGAUGAAGAGAGUCCAGAUAAAAGUGAAGGAGGAAAAGGAGAAAGAGAAGCAAAUCUAUUCCAAAAUGUUUGCAUGAAGAUCUCAGACAAUCAUUUGAUAUAAUAUAAGCCUACCCUAAAAGUACACUUGCCAAUAAUGAGUUAUUUCGUUUAGGCAGCUAGCUACAAUACAGGUCCGAAUUGAAAACCAAGACUGUAUAAUCAUAUUGGCUGUUGGAAGUUUUAUGAGUGGCACACAAGGGUAGCUGAAAAUAAAGUAUGGAUACACGUAAAGAAAUGUUGAAUUUUUUAAAAAGAGGAAUCGUAACCCUGUCAGCAUUUUGUCAAAGUAUUUCACUGUAUUAAUUUCUUUGGAGGGUUAUUCUGUCAAUGAUACUGUCAUGUUUACUCUGAAUGACUACUGUAAUAUCCCUUUAUUUAUGUCUGAACGUUUAAUAUAAGCCAUAAAGAUGAAAUGUGGUUGGUUGACUCAAAUUCUGGAAUUUGCCUAUUCCACCUGUACAAUGCAAUUAAAUGUUACCUGUAUGUUCAA